UAAUCAUCAUCAGCCGAAGCGCCGCUCGCGAGUUUCGCGUGCGGCCCGUGGCUCGCGGACGUCCCGUUCGGUCCUCGUCCCAAGCGGAAGGCCAGGAAAGGCGCCAUGGCUGCGAUCAACAUAGUGGCUCUGCUGUUCAUAAUCGUGUACUACUUUGCAGUCAUUAUCGCGGGCGUCUGGGGACGCCGCAAGGUGCCCCCGGCGCAGAGCCACUCGAUCGGCCCGCAUGGGACCGGCACGUCCAGGCGGAAUAUUGACGACGACGAGGUGGAUAACUACCUGCUCAGGCUGUUCGUUGCCAAUCGGCAGUUGCCGCGGUGGCUCGGCGUCGCCUCUAUGACCGCAACCUGGGUUGGAGGUGGUUAUCUGAACGGCACCGCCGAGGCAGUCUACAGGUACGGCAUCGUGAACUGCCAAGCUCCGCUUGGCUACGCGAUGAGCCUGGUUCUUGGCGGCACUUUCUUCGCGACCAAGAUGCGGCUGACAGAUUCGCUGACCAUGCUGGACCCGUUCCAGACGCACUACGGCCGCUGGUCGGGGCUGAUGUUCUGCGUGCCGGCCGUGCUGGGCGAGAUAUUCUGGACGGCGGCCAUACUAUCGGCUCUGGGUGACACGGCGAGCGUGAUCAUCAGGGUUGACUCUCAGAAGUUCAUCAUCAUCUCGGCGUCAAUAAUCUUCCUCACCUCUCUGGGUGGUCUCUUCGCGGUCGCGUACACGGACGGCCUCCAGCUUGCCACCACCGCCAUACUGCUGUGGAUAUGCGUGCCUUCGUGCGUAUCUCACAAGGCGGUGGGCACUCUGGGUCCCCAGUACACCGACUGGAUCGGCUCCGUCGAGAGCGAGGAUUUGAGCCAGGCCCUCGACUUGUUCCUCAUGACGGCGCUCGGAGGAAUCCCGUGGCAGGUCUACUUUCAGCGCGUGCUAGCCUGCAAGGACGUGGCGGAGGCAAAGAUUCUUUCGUUCUUGGCGGCCUUGGGUUGCAUGUUCCUCGCUGUGGCUCCCGUCAUCGUCGGAGUUGCCGCCAAGCACACCAACUUUACGGUGGCCGGCUAUCCGGGAUCGUAUGAACUGAACGAGGACGACAGCCCGCGGGUUCUGCCGUUCGCCAUCCUGUACCUGACCACGGGCACGAAGGCCAUGUUCGGCCUCGUCAGCAUAGCGGCCGCCGUCAUGUCGUCCGCCGACUCAUCCAUGCUCAGCGCCUCAACAAUGAUAGCCAGGAACGUCUACCAGACGCUUUUCCGGCCCACGGCAACGGAGAAGGAGGUGGCGAUCGCGCUGCGCACCACGAUCUGCGCCCUGGGUUCGUUGUCCGUGUACAUGGCGCUCUCGGUGAACUCCGUGUUCGCUCUGUGGAACCUGUGCUCGGACAUCGUCUACGUUCUGCUCUUCCCGCAAUUACUCUGCCUGUUUUACUUCAAGGAGACCAACGCAUAUGGCUCAGUUUUGGCUUUCAUCGUGAGCGGCGUGUUCCGGUGCCUGUGCGGGGAGCCCUCCAUGAACGUGCCCGUGGUGGUGCAGCUGCCCCUGUACGACCCGAAAUUGGGCCAGCGGUUUCCGUUCCGCUUGUUGUCCAUGACGCUCGGCCUGGUCACGCUCCUCCUCGGUUCGUACGCGACCGCCGCGGUCUUUCGCAGGGGUUUUCUGCCAGAGCGGUGGGAUGUGUUCCGUUGCUUCGCUCAGCCGUCACUGGCGUACGAGGAUCGCAAGGCCUCGAUCGGCUCCUUCGACCACGGCACCGGCACCGGCAGCGUGGUAAACGAGAACACGGCCGGUGCCGCCACCAGCACUCGGCGUGUUUCGACCACCGAUAUGGCCAGCGAGAGAGACGCUACCACGACGCGAGUUUCCAAGGACAACCGGAGGCCGUCGGGUGCCCCUGAUCUUCCCGAUGAAGCUCAAGACGGCAAGCGCCUGGGCACAAGGAGAUUCUCAUUGGCCUCGUAUCGGAACAGUUCGCUGACGCCGUCGGUUUUGGACCCCACUGGUACUCGGGACGUUUCGAACGCCGAUAAGGCCAGUGAGAGGGAGACCGUCCCCUCGGGGGUUUCCAAUGAUGAGCGGAGGCUGUCGGCGGAGCUUCCCGACGAAGCUAAAGAUCGCAGCCGCCCGAGCACAAGGAGAGCUUCAUUGGCCGCGGACCGUAAAAGCUCGCUGAUGCCGUCGAGUGCGGCCCUCACUGGCACUCGGCGUGCUUCGACCGCCGGUAAGGCCAGCGAGAGAGAGGUCAUCACCUCGGAGGUGUCCAAGGGUAAGCGGAGGAUGUCGGUCGCCGCUGAGCCUGUCGACGAUGCCAAGGCAGCUGUUGGCCCGACUAGAAGGAAGUCCUCGGGCGCCGCUGAGCCUCUCGACGAUGCCGAGGUAGCUUUUGGCCUGACUAGAACGAAAUCCUCGUCGGCCCCCACCAGCGCUCGGCGCGCUUCGGCCAUCCAUGCGGCCAACGAGAAGGAGGCCUUCUCUUGGGGGUUGCCUACGAAUAAACAGACGCAGCCGCUGGUCGCCGAACCUGCCGACGAUGAUCAAGACGGCAGUGGCCUAAAUACAAGGAAAGCCUCGCUGACCUCGGUCCGGAAGCGGUCUCGAUCGGGCAUGCAAUCGAGUUCGGCGCACGAAUUGUCCGUCGCGGCGGACAAGUCUCUCACGGAGGGCGCUGCCACAGAGACGAGGACGCCGCGCGAAAGGUCUAAGCGUGCAGGCGCCAAAAGUGGCAGAAAGCGGAGGCACAGGAAGUCCGUCUAACACGGAUCGAACUGACCGCGGCCAACUCGCUACUGCAGCGCGUCUGAGGACAACCGGGAUUAUGGACCUGGGCACCCACUGUUCAAGAAGGGCUACUUAGAGACAAAUUUUCACUGCACCCUUUCUUUUUAUUCUUUAAUAAUCGCACAGUCCUUUUUGAUGCGUAUGCUACUCUUUGGUGGCUUUUGUAAUGCACCCUCCUAUUUGAUCAUGUAAUCGCGUCUCCGUUUAAGGUGACCUAAGAUUUCUUCCGCAAUUUUUGACAACUAAUGAUUUCUGCGAGGUUCAAAUUAGCGCAUGUAAUGCAUCGGGAAGUGCCGUGCAGAUAUAAAGCUGCAGAUAAACUCUUGACAUAACUUGCUUGGCACUCUGCUUGGCGGAUGUGACGGUGUAAGUGCUGCUUUUCGAAAAAUUUGCGCCGUUCCUUAUUGAGACCGAGCUUCCGGCGCGAGUGCCAUUUUUCAACGUCUCCUUUGCUUCGCCUACAUGUCUUCGCUUCACCUCAACAUAUUUGUGUUCCGCAUUUGUAACUGAAUGAGACCGCACAACCGCAUCCGGUACUUUGUAAAUAUCUGCGUAUUCGUAAAAGGAACUGUACCCACUUCCGCACUAUUUUGAGCCUCAUCUGACGAGCCCAAUUAAGCGUGUAUUGUUUUGUCUGAUUCUAUACAACACUUCAAGAACCUAAAGUACAGCUGCACGUUUUAGCCUUUGAUGGUGCCAUCGAUAUAUUGGGUACUUGCACGUGGGGACGACGCAGUUCCUCGCAACGCAAGGUGCCGCGUGGGUGUCGCGUUCUGAACACUGGUUUCAGCAGCGUCCAUAAUUAGCUUAAAUGCUGUUUCAAGGUCGCUGAAAUUGUCGAUAGAACUCUCGAGCUAACUUUAAACCUGAACACUAAGCGCUGUAAACACACAAUAAACGACGAGAAAUAUAUUGGCAGCACUAUAUUCGAGCAUUCGCCCGUAAACCUUUCGGCAGGCCAUCAUUAUGUAGGGCAUGACAAUUACGUACUGCGUACGGCAGGCAACCGAAUCGUGUUAUAACGAACAAUUUAUUUUCUACAGCGAUGGUGUCAUAUGGCUAGGAUCUCGCGGAUUGCAUCCGCGCGUUGACCAAUUUUCCAUACA
Molecule: messenger RNA, 3869 nt
Organism: Dermacentor albipictus
Lineage: Eukaryota; Metazoa; Arthropoda; Arachnida; Ixodida; Ixodidae
Product: high-affinity choline transporter 1-like
Biological process (GO): transmembrane transport; acetylcholine biosynthetic process; choline transport
Cellular component (GO): plasma membrane
Molecular function (GO): choline:sodium symporter activity
Source: RefSeq, a predicted model, not a curated record